This is a messenger RNA of Acipenser ruthenus (sterlet), 1541 nucleotides long. RefSeq names its product fibroblast growth factor 11-like. The coding region runs from base 793 to 1530 and encodes 245 amino acids. NCBI's taxonomy places the organism in Eukaryota, Metazoa, Chordata, Actinopteri, Acipenseriformes, Acipenseridae. The transcript has 5 exons. Gene Ontology annotation, cellular component: cytoplasm. Gene Ontology annotation, molecular function: growth factor activity; fibroblast growth factor receptor binding. Gene Ontology annotation, biological process: positive regulation of gene expression; fibroblast growth factor receptor signaling pathway; regulation of cell migration. The record is from RefSeq and is a predicted model, not a curated record.
GAGGGGGUAUGACAGAGAGAGAGAGAGAGAGAGAGAGAGAGAGCGAGAGAGAGAGAGAGAGGCAUGCUAUUGGUAAAGCCCUCUCUGAUUGUCAGUUGUGUGAUAGACACACAGCCUCUCUGCUUCUGCUCACUAAGGGAAUAGCAAUGCCAAGUGACAGCUCCCCCAGAAGCCAGCUGGAUUUAAAUCCACUGUAGAUACAGUACACGCUUCAGACAAGGAGAGACACACGCUGGGAUAGCAGAGGAAGCAACACAGUGCGAAAUACAUCGCAGAGCUUGAAGGACAGCAAGGUGAUGGAAGCCCUCGUUUUCUAAUCUCUUAUUUCUUUUCCUCGAUAUUUCACGAUGGAACUAAGACAAUAUUUGGGGGUCACCUCUACACGAAUGCUAUUUAAUCUUUAAUUUGAUUAUGCAGAGCGGGGAAUUUUCCAUAUUGCUUUAAUAUUGGAUUAUUAACUGACUGUUAUUUUUUUUUCAUUGUGGUCAACUUGAUUAGAACCAGUUUGAAAGUAAUACCUUUUUGAUAUUUCUUUCUCCUGUUGUGUGAACUUAUCAGCUGGUAGAGAAGUCAGUAUUGCUGGGGUGUGUGCGAUCCCGAAACCUGCUUUUCUUGUAGGAUAUAAACCACUGUAGGAUUGAAGGAUUGUGGCUAUCUCUGAAUAUUUUGAAAUAUUUUUUUUGUGAGUGUGUUAAGUUAUUUCAAAACGCAAACGCCUGCUGUAUUUUCGGCACCAUUUUGGAAUUUCGUUUUUUGAUGGGUUAGGGGGCGUAGAAGCGAUUGGUUCCAAACAUGGCGGCAUUAGCGAGCUCCCUCAUUCGGCAGAAGCGUGAGGUCAAAGACGCUCCGGCAAACAGACCCAUCGCCACGAAGAGGAAAGCGUGCUCUCGAACCAAAAAGUCUCUGUGCCAGAAACAGAUUCUCAUUCUCAUCUCCAAAGUGAGGCUGUGUGGUGGAAGAAGAGGGAGGAUAGAGAAAAGACCAGAGCCCCAGCUGAAGGGCAUCGUCUCCAGGCUGCACUGUCAGCCCGGCUUCUAUCUGCAGAUGAAUCUGGACGGUUCGAUGGACGGGACCCGUGAUGAGGGCAGCUCCUCCUCUCUGUUUAACCUCAUUCCUGUCGGGUUGCGCAUUGUGGCUAUCCAAGGCACCAAGACUGGACUCUACAUCGGCAUGAACAGUGAAGGCUACCUCUACACCUCAGAACACUUCACCCCGGAGUGCAAGUUCAAAGAGGGUGUGUUUGAGAAUUACUACGUGACCUACUCCUCCAUCCUUUACCGGCAGAGAGAGUCAGGCAGGGCCUGGUACAUCGGGAUCAACCGCCAGGGUCAAGUGAUGAAGGGCAAUCGAGUCAAGAAGACCAAAGCAGCCGCCCACUUCCUGCCUAAACUCAUUGAAGUGGCGAUGUACCACGAGCCUUCUCUGCAUGAGCUGGCUGAGCAGAGCCCCCCGAGAAAGACAGCCAAGACCACAGACUCCCCGGCGCUGCAGAACGGACGCAAGGAGCCAGCCAAGAGCAAGGGCUCAUAGCAAGGGGGGGG